CCCUUCCCACACCCCAUGCUAGAGACCAAGAGAGACGCCUGCGCAGGGGAGCGUGCGUGGGUGAUUCGCAGAGGGAAGUUCGACUUCCGCUUCCGGUUCCGCUCCACCGCUCGUCCUUGCCCAGGGUUCGGUUGGCGCAGUUGGUGGGGACCUGAAGUGGCCAAAAUGCUGAGGAACUUGCUGGCUCUUCGCCAGAUUCCCCAGAGGACCAUAAAUGUUGCCCCAGUCAGGCAGCUUAAAAACAAAGUUCCAGAAAAACAAAAGCUAUUCCAGGAGGAUGAUAGUAUUCCAGUGCAUCUAAAAGGUGGAGUAGGAGAUGCCCUACUUUAUAGAGCCACCAUGUUGUUUACAGUUUUUGGAACAGUUUAUGCCAUUUAUCAGCUUGGUGUGGCUUCAUUUCCCAAGAAACAGAAUUGAUUCAAGUUUACCUCCAUGGGAAUCAGUUGAUUCAACUUCAUGUUCCAGGGAACAGUCUGUGAUAAAUAGCUGAGUUCAUUUUGGGGAUCAAUAUUUAUUGAACUAUACUAACUGCAAUCAAUAAAGCAGUUUUACUUUGC
This is a messenger RNA of Phascolarctos cinereus (koala), 557 nucleotides long. RefSeq names its product cytochrome c oxidase subunit 7A2 (gene COX7A2). Gene Ontology annotation, cellular component: respiratory chain complex IV. The record is from RefSeq and is a predicted model, not a curated record. NCBI's taxonomy places the organism in Eukaryota, Metazoa, Chordata, Mammalia, Diprotodontia, Phascolarctidae. Gene Ontology annotation, biological process: mitochondrial respirasome assembly; regulation of oxidative phosphorylation; mitochondrial electron transport, cytochrome c to oxygen.